AUGCUCGCGGGCCCGCGCUAUGGCCACCGUGUGCGGAUCUGUACGCACCCUCACUUCAAGGACUUUAUAGAAUCCCACGGCGUCGAGUUCUUCAGUAUCGGUGGGGAUCCGGAGGCUCUCAUGGCAUACAUGGUCAAAAAUAUGGGCUUGAUACCUAGCCGUACGAGCAUCAAGGCCGGCGACGUCAAAAGGAGGCGCAAAGAGAUGUGGGAAAUAAUUAAUGGUUGCUGGCGAAGCUGCAUUGAGGCUGGCGAUGGCACUGGAGACCCCUUGACUGCAACAUCUGUUGAAGAUCCCGAAGAGCUCUUCUUGGCUGACCUUAUUAUCGCUAACCCGCCAUCAAUGGCCCAUAUACAUUGUGCCGAAAAGCUGAGCAUUCCACUCCACAUGGUGUUCACCAUGCCAUGGUCGCUUACCGAGGCCUUCCCACACCCCCUGUCGGCCAUGGCGUAUAGGGAUGCGGACCAGGGCGUAGCUAACUACAUGUCUUUCCUCAUGGUAGAGCUACUGACCUGGGAAGGGCUUGGUGACCUGAUAAACAGACUCCGGGUGCAAACCCUCAACCUCGACCCUCUGAGCGCCUUUUGGGGGUCUCAGCUCCUCUUUAGACUUCACGUUCCAUAUACUUAUCUUUGGUCCGAGGCCCUGGUGCCCAAGCCGAAAGAUUGGCGCUCCUAUAUCAACAUCACGGGCUUCUCCUUUUUGCCCUCGUCCACUUCACAUACGCCCCCGCCAGAGCUUCGGACCUUUCUCAAAAGCGGGCCUGCACCCAUCUACAUUGGUUUUGGCUCUAUAGUCGUCGACGAUCCACUGAGCCUAACCAAAACGGUGUUCGAAGCUAUCAGAAUCGCCGGCGUUCGUGCGAUCGUCUCCGAGAGCUGGAGUACAUUCAGGCGCCAGGAUAACAUCCCGGAGAAUGUGUUCAUGCUGGGAAACUGCCCCCACGACUGGCUUUUCCCACAAGUCGCUGCCGUUGUCCACCACGGAGGUGCUGGGACCACGGCAGCGGGCAUAGCUACCGGGAAACCGACAGUUAUUGUGCCGUUUUUCGGCGACCAGCCUUUCUGGGGCCAAAUGAUCGCUCGCGGCGGCGCGGGCCCCAUGCCCAUACCUUUCAAAGCCCUGACAGCCGACAACCUGGCCGACAGCAUCAAAUUCUCCCUGCGACCCGAGGCCGGCACAGCCGCGCUGAAUAUGGCUCGAAUUAUCGCAUCAGAGCACGGCGCCAGUGGCGCAGCUGACGACAUUCAAGCUCGCAUUGAUAGGGAUGCACUCCGGUGCGCAUUGUCUCCCGAUAGGAUUGCUAUUUGGGAGCACAAGGUCAAAGGUACCCGCAUAAGCGGCUUCGCGAUGGCAUGUUUGAUCGAAAAGGGUCUGGUCGACUAUCAUGACGUCAAGAUAAUCAGGCAUAAGACUUGGAACCUUGACGACGGAGCCAAGCAUCCUCUUGUGGGCGCGGCGGCAGCUGCGUCGUCCUUCAUCACAGCCAUAAUGUUAGCGCUGGGAGAUUAUUCUAAUGAACUCAAGAAACGUCCGGUAUCAACAGCGUCUAAAGGCAAGCCGGGGCCAGUCGAGCCGAAUUUGUCUACCAUGGUGGCCGAAGACGAAGCCGCGCCGCUCGAAGACAGCCUCCAAAAUCUAUCCAGAACUGAGAAACUAGUGCCGGGGUCAUUGGCCCAACAGCCCACAUCGUCCUCAAUCAACCUGCGUCAGGUAGCUGUACAAGCCAAGUACCAAGGUCGGCGCGGCAAUUCUAGAUUUAUCAUGCGAGCCACGGGACGAUUGGCUGGCGAUCUGAGCAAGGCCUGUCUCAGGGUCCCCGUUUCGCUAUCAUAUAACAUUGCCAAUGGCUUCCAUAAUUUGGCUUGGUAUAGCUUCAUGCACAAGAUGGACGCUCGGCGGCGCGAUGAGAUCGAUGGAUGGAAAAGCGGCCUACGCGCUGCUGCCAAGGAGUCCUCAUUGUCAUUAUGGGAAGCCUUCACCAGUGUAUUCCUAAGCCCAUAUCUGGGCGUCAAAGAGGGUGGAAUGAAAGGACUCAUGAUCGGCACCUACCUCGGCGCCCGAGGCUGCUUCUGCCUCCUUGGAGCUUAUGCCCUGAGCCUCAAGUCCUCCAGAUAG
Molecule: messenger RNA, 2118 nt
Organism: Verticillium nonalfalfae
Lineage: Eukaryota; Fungi; Ascomycota; Sordariomycetes; Glomerellales; Plectosphaerellaceae
Exons: 4
Coding region: 1-2118 (705 amino acids)
Biological process (GO): carbohydrate metabolic process
Molecular function (GO): UDP-glycosyltransferase activity; hexosyltransferase activity
Source: RefSeq, a predicted model, not a curated record